AGAAGAUCAGAAAUCCAGAGCGAAUGGUCCGGAUCGCUGUUGGUUACACAGGACACACCCCUCCCAAGACUGACGACACUGACGCCAACAGAGAUUGCUGCAUAUCUCAUCACCUUUGACAAACAUGAGGAAUGGCUGACAACAUCGCCGAAAACCAGGCCUCAGAAUGGCUCCAUGAUCCUCUACAACCGGAAGAAGGUGAAGUACAGAAAAGAUGGAUAUUGCUGGAAGAAAAGGAAAGAUGGGAAGACCACCCGAGAAGAUCACAUGAAGCUCAAAGUCCAGGGAGUAGAGUGUCUGUAUGGCUGCUACGUCCACUCCUCCAUCAUCCCCACCUUCCAUCGUAGAUGCUAUUGGCUGCUGCAGAACCCCGACAUUGUACUGGUGCACUACCUGAAUGUACCGGCGGUGGACGAUAGUGGGAAACCAUGUGGUCCCGUCCUCUGCUCCAUCAACACAGACAGAAAAGAAUGGGCCAAGUGGAGCAAAGAGGAGCUCAUUGGACAACUCAAACCCAUGUGUGCUGGAAGCAGCCUACAUCAGAAAUGUUCCAGUGUGAAACAGCGCAUCAUCUCAUCGAAGCAAGAGUCAGGGGCAGCUGUGGGAGGGGGAGCAACAGUCGGUUCCGGUGUAGCAGCAGGCCAGAGAGCUGAGGAAGCAGAUGGCACAGAAGUCCAGAACAGCGAUGUGUCAGAAGGCCAGACAGAGACCAGUUCUGGAGGGGGCAGGAGCAGAGCAGGCGAGAGGCGAAACGGCAGGAUAACCAAACCCUCCCUCCUCCCACAGAGCAGCAUGGAGGUGUCUUCCUCCACCUCCACCAAUCAGGUGGAGGUCCCCGAUACCACCCAGAGCUCCCCCUUGUCAAUCACUAGUGACAUAGCUGAUAGCCCUGCUCUUUCCAUUGGGGCUAGUUUGUCACAGAGCACAGCUGUGUUCAUGUCUGAGGUCACCACACUGACAGGGGAUUCGGUUUACUCUGCUGGCCACACCCACCUGCUGGCAUCUACACAUGAGAGCACCACUGCUGGCAUUUUGCUGGCUGUUGCCCCUGAAAACCAGAGGUUUGCAUCAUUCCCCGGAGGAGUGGGAUUAGGAGAAGGAGGCGAGUUGGUUCUUUCCAGUUCUCUAGACUCUGGUGGAGGAGUGAGCCUUCCAGAGACCACCAUGAACUUUGACCCUGAUUGCUUCCUCAACAAUCCCAAACAGGGCCAAACGUAUGGGGGAGGGGGAAACAAGACUGAGGGAUGUAAUGGGGAUGAUGGAGGACUCCACUGUUCCUCUAAUGGCUUUGUCUACAAUCCAGCGAUUGUCAACAACAUCAAGACUGAAUCUAUACCCUUGGAGCAGCCACUGGCCACUCAGAAUAGCUACGUGGGUGAGGGGACAGGCCUCAGUCCCAGCACCACACUGGAGCAGAUGGACUUCAGUGCUGUGAUGUCAUCAGCUUGUGUCCCAAGUCUGGCCCAACCUGCGCACCAUCCCUCCCCUAGCCUCUUUCUCCAGGCAUCCCCCCGAACAAGCCAAACUUCACAGCUGCAGACCAAUGGUACUGAGGCAACCCAGGAAUCAGGCGAAGCUCAAGCUUACAUAAGCCUACCCACAGUGCCGACAAGUUCUCCAGUCACCAAUGGAGACCCCCAUACACAUCUCCAUCAAACCAGUCCGGACCAGCAAGCCUUGUGUGCACGAAAUGGACAAGGAGCAGCAGUGGGCUCCUUUCCUUUGACGCCACAAGAUUCUGCUGUUGACCAAUCUGGUAGCAAUGGUCAUCGAGAGGUUGGUGGCGCAGAAAAGGGAACUGAGAAUGGAGGGGAGUUAAUUCUCAAGCCUGGGGAUCCUCAUGAGUCCUAUUCGAAUGUUGAGACUGAACAUUUCCUGCAACCCGCUGAUGACAAUGAAGGAGUAGAAGGUGUAGUGGGAGGAAGAGCUGCAGGAGCAGGUGAUAAUGAGAUUCUCUGCAAUGGCGUUACCUUGUCAGGGGGCAGCAGCUCAGUGGGGACAAGUCCACAGUCAGUUGCUGCUGGUGCAAGCAUUGAGGGGGCACUCUACAGUUCUGCUCUUCCACAGCAAGGCGGGGGUGUAUCAGGUACAACGGGUGAGACAGGAGCAGCCAUUAGUCUGGAAGGUUUUGAGGCUUCAUUUGGAAGCCAGUUCUCUGACCUCAUCAAUGAUUUCAUCUCAGUAGAGGGGUCUGGAGGGGGGGUGGGGGCAGCUGUUACUGGGGUUCUGAUGCCUCAGGAGGGGGCAGCAGGAGAUGAACAAGGCACGGGAGCAGGUCAUAUGCAAAGCUCUGAGGUGGAGCAGGGAGGUCUUGGACUGCUCCAGGAGACUGGGAGGCUGUUUGGUGUCACAGACUACUCCCCAGAGUGGUCCUAUCCAGAGGGGGGAGUGAAGGUGCUGAUCACAGGUCCGUGGUUGGAGUCGAGCAGUGAGUACAGCUGUCUCUUUGACCACAUCAGUGUUCCUGCUGCCCUCAUCCAGCCUGGAGUGCUGCGCUGCUAUUGUCCAGCCCAUGACACAGGACUAGUGAUGCUUCAGGUAGCAAUGGGUGGUGAGGUUAUCUCUUCUUCUGUGGUGUUUGAGUACAAGGCACGUGAUCUACCUGCACUUCCCUCUUCUCAGCAUGACUGGCUGUCCCUCGAUGAUACUCAAUUCAGGAUGUCCAUCUUGGAGCGUUUGGAGCAGAUGGAGCAAAGGAUGGCUGAGAUAACCAAUCAAAAUCCCAGUUCAGAAACCAUAGCAACCAAGGGUGGAGGAGUAGAGGGUGGAGGAGCCAAUGAUCAUCACUCUCAACUUUCACCAGAUCAUGGUUCAUUUGAGGGCCGUGUGGUGGUGGUAUGUGAGAAGAUGAUGUCUCAGCCAUGCUGGGCUUCUUCUAACCAGCUUGUCCAUAGUAAGAACUCUCGAGGAAUGACCUUGCUGCAUCUGGCUGCAGCUCAGGGUUAUGCAGGCCUUAUUCAGACACUCAUUCGCUGGCGCACUAAACAUUCCGACAGUAUUGACCUGGAGCUGGAGGUGGAUCCUCUCAAUGUUGACCACUUUUCCUGCACUCCUCUGAUGUGGGCAUGUGCUCUGGGUCACACUGAAGCAGCAUUGGUGCUUUACCAGUGGGAUCCUAGAGCACUGGCUAUUCCUGACUCGCUGGGGCGCUUGCCACUCAACAUCGCCCGAUCCCGUGGCCACACUCGAUUGGCUGAGCUCUUAGAGCAGCUGCAACAGACUCUUCAAGCUCAGAGCCAGCCUGCUGAUACUUGGAUGGACAGAUGGAGAGGAGAGUCACAAACCAGUGGAAUAUGCAACAGCCCAACAACCAGUCCUAAAUCAGACUUAAGGAGAGCCAGAACAGAAAGACAGACAGACAGCCAGAAUCAGAACUGGAGCCAGACAGGACCCACAGCUCCACAAGGAAUCCAGGGGGAACCAGGAGGUCCACCUCCAGCCAAGAGACUGAAAUCCACUCCAGAUACACAGAAACAGUUAUCUAAUUCAACAUCUGGCACCAAUAGCCUCAACUCACUCCUCAACUCUUCCAUGAGUCCUAAAGCUCAGCAUUCUGUCCUACCUAACACCCUACAGAGUCAACCCUUCAACCUCAGCUGUCAGACCUCACCUCCUGUCAGCUCCAGCCCAAAUAGCCUUCAAUCCUCAAGCACCCCAUUCUCACGCCUGCAGGCCAGGAUAGGAGGGUCAGGAGGGGACACCAGGUGGAGUCUCAGGCAGACUCUGGGGCAAUGUAGCGUAGCCAGGAGGAUACUAGGAAAGGAACGACUGGCCAUUCAUCUGCGCCAAAGAGUGCUGUCUGACAGAGGAGGGGAAACACAGCUACUGACCUAUCAGGAUAAUGCAGAGGACUUACAGGUGGACAUAACAAUGCUUGCUGACCACAUCAUGGAUGCUUCAACUGGUAGACUUAAGCAGGAGGGCACAGUUACUAUGGAGACUGAACCAGAGCCAGCAAAAGCAGAGAACAACAGUGAUGUCAGGUUUCUGUCUGGUUACCUUAGUGAGGUGGAGAGGUUUCUAUACUCCAAGCCCCAAACAACUAGUCCCAAGCCAAGCUCCUUCUCAGGGCCUGAAGAUCAGCAGAGCCCUCAACCCAAGCAAGGCCUAUCCUCCCUGUUUGACUGGAGCGCCAUCCUCUCUGCAGCUAUGAGGGAGGAGAGGUUGAAAACUGACUCCUCCUGUCUAGCCAUGACUGAGGCAGAACAGGCAGAGCUGUAUGAGACCAUCAGGCACGCUCUACACAGCCUCAGAAAACACAAGGGUCCCAUUCAGGAACAACGCAAAGAGAUUGCAGCAGUGAUUCAUCGCUGCUAUAAGAGAUAUAAACAGUAUGCACUUUAUAAGAGGAUGACCCUGGCAGCUAUCCUGAUCCAGAGUCGUUUCCGGAGUUUCCAUGAGCAGAGGAAGUUCCAGCAGAGUCGUAGAGCAGCGGUCCUCAUCCAGCAAUACUACCGCAACUACAGACACUCUCUCAGCAGCCUCCUCACUAAGAAACAGAACCAGGCUGCUCGCAAAAUUCUGAGGUUUUUGCUCCGUUGCCGCCACAGGGCCAGAGAGCAGAGAACGGCCAGGGGUCCUGAGAGCCCACCGCCAGGCCCCACACAUAGACCCCUCAGCCUGUGAGCAAUUUAUACACCCUACCCCCACCCAUCUUCCCCUUUUUCAUUUUCCUUUCUUCUACCCACCCCAGGUUCCUUCCUUUUCCAUCCCUCACUCUUUCUCACACAUUUUCCCUUCCUUUCCCCCACUUUCUCUCUCUCAACCCCUCUCCCCUCUUCUCCCAAGAGGGAAAGACUCUUCCCAGACAGACUGAGGACAGGAUAGGUGUCCAUCAUGGCAGCUCAGACAGACAGACUGCUGGGUAGAGCCCAGGGACCUGGCUCUGCCCACAGCACUGAUCCUCCUCCGCAGUUUCACUGGGAGGCCAUCGCAUUAACCUCAUGGCAUUCUUUGCACUCUUCAUGGGUAUGUUUCUUUGCAAGAACAAGUCUACAAGUCCGACGAGAGAAGAAGCACCUAAAGAAGAAGACAUCUUGCCAUUCGUGGCGAAAGGCACUCGUGAUAAAGAAAUAACAUCAGGCUACUUUGAUGUGUUGAGUUUUUACAAAGCCUGUUGUGUUUUGUAUCUAAACCGUAAUCCAUGAAAGAAUAAGAAAACAGAAACCAAAAAACUCACUUCUAUGUUGCAUUUGCAUGCAAGGUUUUUUCGCUUAAUCCUCCUCACCAUCAUUCUGAAGAGCUGUAGUGGCAAAACAUUCUGCUGAUUCGGUGUGUCACAAUAUCACCAACGACUAUGACUCACAGGCUUACAAACCUAUUAAUCAGUCAGGGGAGGAAAUGCACUUGAAUGUAUGAGGGACAUUGUUAGAUAAGGGUUGGGGUCUGAAAAACGAUGUCUUAAUUUGUUACAUGGACUUUGUAUGGAGUUGUUCUCAGAGGCAGCACUUUGCUAGCCCGAUGUGGUGUGUCCGUGUUUGUUCAAUUCAAUGCAUGUGUUUGAGCUAUGAGCUCCUGCAUGCUUGCCAAACUGCUUUAGUGUUGUUUCUUUUUGUACUUCUGUGUAGUUGUGUCUCACUUACAUCCUCAUCAACUUAUCCUUGCCCUGUGUAAUGUGAACUGUGUAAGGAAAAAUGACUUAUUUUGGGUGCUUUUUUAAACUUUAUUUUAUUUACUUGAGGGUCUGGUUAUUUUUAUUUAAGGGUCUGAUUAUUUAUUUAAUUGGCUCAAGAGUGGUUUAGCUUGAGAGUGGUCUCCCCUAUUGUGUGGUAAAAUCUGAUCUGUUCCAAUGGUUAACUGUCUCUGUUAGUUUGUUCUUUGCGCGAACCUCUAAAUCCUAACUGUGGUUUUGAGGAGAGAGUCACAUACUAUUGCCUUGACUUCUUGUCUGUGAGAGGUCUCUAUGCUUGCUCUGUACAGGACAUUGGUGUUACACCUGCCCCUAUACAGGGCUUUGGUCCCCAUAUUGGCCCAUAUGGGCAAUCAAAUCCAUAUUUUGGACUAUUGCAUAUUUCUGUAUAUAAAAUGACGAGGUAAGGGGAUAUGAGGACCCUGAAACUUUUUCAUAAGAGGACUGUAUUUAAGAUUAGAAACUAUUUUACUCCCAUAAUGAGAACUUAAGACAGAGAACUGGGUGCGCAGGAUGGCUGUAUCGUUUGUAAAUAAUGUAGAUAAUACAAAACAGAGUAAUGUGCAUGAGAUUUAAGACAAAGAAAUAACAAAAAGAAUAUGUUAGUGGCUACAGACUGUGAGGGGAUUUUAAAUGCUUCACUUUAGGAGUUUCCAGUAUAAGUGUUACUGAAAAGAACAUUUUGUUAAAGCAUGCAACUGAAAAAUCUAAUGUUAGAAAUAUAAAUGGGAAAACAAUGAUAGCUGAAACAAUGAUCUUUCUGACAAAACAUUUACACAUUGUGCUUCUGUUUCUUGGCUAGCAAAAAUUAAACCCUUUUUGCCAGUAGUGCCAAUUAUUAUGAAUGCUAUUUUGCCUACCAGUAUGUUAUGUUGGGAAAGCCAACAGUGAAAAGAUAUGAGUAUGAUCCACAGAGGUAACACACCAUUAUCAGUAGAACAGACCUAGUAAUAGCUCAACCAUAGACCACGUAAAAGUUACAAAGUUUGUCAAAAGCAGACUUAUAGACUUAUAGAUUAUGAAGAUGGUGCAAUUAUGAAAAUGGUUUCAGUGGUAAUGAAGAUGAUGAUCAUUUUAAUGUGAAUGCAAUGACUGAUAAAAAAAAAAAAAAAAAAAAAACAAGAGGGUGCUACAUUCUUAACAAUGUGGUUGUGCUUCAGCAACAUACUAGCUUUUAUUAAGACCAUUAUCACACCUACAGCAAAUCCAGCCUGGCCUUGUGUCAACGCUUUCCAUUUUCCAACAGAAUGUUUCCUCCCCCCUUUUUAAAAUCGUAUUUGUUACAUUUUCUUUUUCUUCAUGUCACUGCCAUUAUUAUGACCUGUUCUUUACAAUUCUUUAGGAAGUGCCUGCUCACGAACAGAGAAGUGCAAACUAAUGUCAGGAAAUAUAUAUUGUAUGCCCAUGGGGGAGAAAAAAAAUUGCAGUUGUCUUGUUCAUUUUCCUAAAUUGUGUGUUAAAUUCUUGACAGUGUUAAAUCUGAUGAUUCAAACCUGUAUUGUGUCAGAGGUGAAUGAUUGGUCAUGGUCUGAUGAUGCAACAUGUUACUUUAUAAGACAAAACAGUAAUUAAAGUAUUGCUUCAUGCCCCACUUUUGCAUGCACUUUACAGUAUUGGAAGAAAACACUACAGUGUUUCGCUGCGUAUGAACGUCACAGUCAUGUACAUGUCUGUUUCAAGUUCCAACGUUGCUGCAGGGAGUAAGAUGUGUUUGUUUUUGGUUUUUGCUUGGACUUUGUCUUGCCUCGAUAAUAAUAAUAGUAAUAAUAAUAAUAAUAAUAUUAAAUAAACACAAAAAAAUCCUAACGUGAAUCCGAGCAGUUUUCCAGAGGACAAACUAACAUACACAUCUUCUUUGUCUUUCAUGCUCAACACAAAGGUGCACGACAACAUAAAAGCCACACUCCUCCUCUCUGUGCUUAUGUCUUUGGGAAAAAUUAAAUCUCUCCCUUAGAUUUUACUCAGGGUUAUAGAGCAGGGAGCUGGUGUGUGGAGUGUGUAAUGAUACACUGACACAGAGAGUUGUAUACCAACUGGUGUCUCUACAUUUCUGUAUGUAUGUACACAUAUAUUUGUAUAUUAGAGAUACUCCAAUUGGUCAUUCAGCAAUUAGUAUUUGCAAAUUUUAAAAUGAUAUUGUUGAUUGAACCUGUCCAACCGACAGGCCAAGUCACAUUCGUGAAGCAGCUAAUGUGACCUGUUUUAAUGCAUCCACUUUUUGUACAAAGAAAAAGCUCCCUUAUUUCAUGCAAUGUUACUCACAUAUAAAUGAAAUGUAAUGCAAGUAAUGAGUAUUAUUUUUAUACCAUUGCUCUUGUCUUAAAACGCACAAGAUUGUUAAUUGUUAAGGGUGAUGCAAAAAUUAGCAGCAGACAUGCAUCAUCUGGAUUUUCUCGAUUUUAAAAAGUUGUAAGUGACAGUAAGGUAAGAUUUCUAUUAUCUGUGUUUCUCGUGUUUUCUGAAUUUUCAUCAUGCUGAGAGACAGCCACGGUUAGGACAGAGCUGUAAGGAGCAUUCAUGCUACUGAAUCACUUUUACCUCCUCUUACAACUGCCCCUCCUCUCACAUCAGCACGACUGUCACAAAGAAAUUUGGGCAUGACUUUGAACUGCUUUACACAUUGCACAUAUACACACCCAAAUGCUUGUGCAUACCAACACACAAACUAGAUGUAAAUACAUGCAGACAAAAUAAUCCAUCAAAAUAGUCAAGUGUUGGAGAGGAUGGUGAUUGUAAAAAGAGUAUGUAGAGCAGAAAAAGUAAAAAAUAAUAUUUAGAAAUAUUGCAAUAGUAGACAGCUGGUAGACAUACGCAGAGAAGGCCUCUCUUCUUACAAGUAGAAAUGAACGGUUUAAUCUUUCAGGCCUUGUUGUAAGAUGGUGUGGCCAAACACCGCAUUGCAUGCUAGAAUGGUAGACUUAUAAAUAACCUACGGCUAGACCUCUUCUUGCCUUCCUCUUCUUUCACUCCAUCUUCCUUCUCUCUCAUUACCUGCUGUGUUCCCCUCUGCUUGCUGUUGGGUUCUCCAUGCCUAUCUGUCUUUCAUUCCUCUUUUUUGUAACCUAUAUUUUUUUUUCCUUUUUGUUUGUUUGGUUUAACAAUUGUGCAUGCACAAGCAUCACUAAGUUGUUGAUGUUUUUAAAAGAAUAUUUUGUUGCUGAGGCCAUGCAAAGUGUUUUGAAUAUUGCCCUUAUAUGUGGAAAAUGUCUUCUGAAUGCUUUACAUAAUUUCUGCUGUAAAAUGAAAUCAGAAUAAAAAGAAAAUUUGCACUUUA
Molecule: messenger RNA, 8903 nt
Organism: Thalassophryne amazonica
Lineage: Eukaryota; Metazoa; Chordata; Actinopteri; Batrachoidiformes; Batrachoididae
Product: calmodulin-binding transcription activator 1-like
Exons: 19
Biological process (GO): regulation of transcription by RNA polymerase II
Cellular component (GO): nucleus
Molecular function (GO): protein binding; double-stranded DNA binding; transcription coregulator activity
Source: RefSeq, a predicted model, not a curated record